AUGCCUUCAAGCACGUCACAGGAUGGCAAGGGGAGACAAUCAUCCGCCGGCAAGUUCUUUGGACGCAGGCUCCACAAGGACAAAGCCAACCCCAAUGAUUCUUUCCUGGCACCGGCCACGCAGAGUCCACCGGGCAGCGCUGCUGGCUCACAAUCCUCUCGUCACUCCCACAGACACUCCAGCUCGGUGGCCUCGAUAGACCGACCUACCUCGAUCGCCGUGGACCCAGGCCUAGCAAUGCAUGCUGGCAUCAUGUCCUCGAUGGGCUCAUACGAUCCUACUCCGCAGAGGCACACCGAAGACUCCUCCCGGCAUGGCGAACCGCUGCCGCACCACCUGAAUAAGGGCGGAGGAGACUUUCACCAAUAUCCCGUCUUCAACCCAUCCGCCCCGCCGCCUUCCAACGGCUCUGCUCCUCGCCCCCCUCCUCACGCAGGGGGUACUACAAUCGCGUCUAGCCAGCCCGGCGACCGAGGCGUGUCGAUGCAGCAAUGGGGCCAGGGACGCGGCAGCAACGGGAAUGCUAAUACUAAUAAUUUCACAUACGCAGGCACCGACUCGUCCGCGAACACGCGCACGUCGUCCGACCAAGCCAGCAUAUACUCCAAUGACUCCAAAUCCCGCCACUCGAACAUAUACUAUCCUAAUAACGCAUCGCAAUCUACUUUCUCUUCAAUCGGCUUGGACGCAGGGAGCCUCCUUCCCACCGCAAUCGCGACCCCCCGCGAUUCCCACCGCAAUUUGCUACAUUCGAGCCCCUCGCAGGGAGUAUUUGGACAAAACACGUUCAGCAUUCAAAGGCCGCCGGACCAUGUAGUGGAGCAGGAAUUCAUGAACUUGAUGGUCAAGAGAGGGUGGAAGAGUUUACCGGAACAGGCAAGGCGACAGAUGGAGGCUUACAAAAUCGACAAGAAGUGGACGUUGGUGUACCAGGACAAGUUGGCUGAAUAUAAACAUGAAGAGAAGAAGAGACAAACAAAUCGCAAUACGUAUUUCCCCGGAAACCCAGACAUCUUGGCUAGAGCUGAGGAGGAAGGAUCGCCGGAAUGGUAUGUCAAGAAGGUUAUGGAUAACUCCAUCACCGUCAAGCAGAUGUCGAGUUUGGAAAUCAGUCUAAGGACGCAACCUAUUGCCUGGGUCAGAGGUUUCAUCGACGCACAGGGCCAGAUCGCGCUCACCAAUGUACUUGCCAAAAUCAAUCGAAGGAAAGGACAGGGCCCGUCUCCAGUACCCAGCACACUCCAACAGAAGGCCGAGAAUGAUGUCGAGCGGGAGUAUGAGAUCAUCAAGUGCUUGAAGGCUUUGAUGAACAACAAAUACGGAGCCGACAAUGCCCUUGCACAUCCCAACAUUAUCCAGGCACUUUGCGGAUCGUUAACCUCGUCUCGAUUAAAUACGAGAAAAUUGGCUUCGGAUGUCCUUACCUUCCUUUGCCAUUGGGGAGAAGGUCAGGGUCAUGAGAAGGUGCUUCAAUCACUCGACAAUCUCAAGUCGCAAUAUGGAGAAAAUGGACGGUUCGAUUCAUGGAUGCGCGUGGUCGAAGUCACAAUUGAUGGUCGAGGAAAAUUGGGCUCUAUGGUUGGUGCCUCGGACGAAGUGCGAAGUGGAGGUAUCGGUAUCGAGAACCUGCUCAUGGAAUAUGCGAUUGCAACACUUUUCUUGAUCAACAUGAUUGUGGACGCACCGGAACGGGAUAUUCAGCUUCGUGUCCACAUCAGGGCACAGUUCACUGCAUGCGGUAUCAAGCGCGUCUUCUCGAAGAUGGAAGGCUUCCAGUACGAGGUCAUCGACAAGCAGAUCGAACAUUACCGAGCCAAUGAAGCCAUUGACUAUGAGGACAUCCUCGAGCGCGAGAACAGCUCCAUGGUUGAUAGUAUCGAGGGAGAAGCCAAGGACCUUAACGACCCUUCACAGAUCGCGGAUGCCAUCAUGCAGAAGAUUGGAGGCAGCAGGAGCCAGGACUACUUCCUUUCGGCUAUGCAACAUUUGCUUCUCAUUCGUGAUACAGAUGGUGAAGAUCGUCUCAAGAUGUUCCAAUUGGUCGACUCCAUGCUGAGUUACGUCGCAAUGGACCGUCGACUACCUGAUAUGGAUCUGAAGCAAAGUUUGAAUUUCACUGUCCAGUCAUUACUCGACAAGUUAUAUACCGACUCCGAGGCCAGGCAGGUUCGAGAUGAGGCCAUUGAGGCAAGACAGAUUGCCGAUUCGGCCAUCGCAGAACGCGAUGAGAUGAAAGCCCAGCUUGAACUUGGUGCAGAUGGCAUGGUUCAAAGACUUCAGAAGCAGUUGGAAGAGCAAGCGCGAAUCAUCGAACUCCGUGGGCGCCAGGUUGAACAGAUGAAGGCGGAAUUGGCGGAGGCACAACGGAUACGAGCCCAAGAGUUACAGCGCAACGAGUUGGAGACCCGUGAGCUGUAUCUCAUGCUUAGGGACGCUCAGGAUGUGGCAGCUUCUGCAGCGAAGAAGUCAGGCAAGGAAGGCUUGGGAGCCACGGACCCUACCCAGAUGCAGGGUAUUAUGGAUCGCGAGCGCUUGAUGAACAGACUCGAAAUCCAGCUGCAGAGAGCCCGGACGCAAGCGACACUCGAGGGCAAGGCUUUCCAGCAGGUCGUGCCCAGCGAGAAACUCCGAGAAUUAAGAGAAAGAAUGGAAGGCGCUCCAGGAGAAGCCACCGAACAGGACUUUGGAGGACUCAACCCCAGCUACCUUGGUUCGGCGAGGGCGAAGAGUGGUGUACCACGUAGGAAGCCUGUUGCAAGGAACGAUGAUGAUGAAGACGAAACCAUGUUGGAAGAUAACGAGGACGACGAUGACAUUAUCAUCGAGAAGCCCAGGCUGGUGCAGAUGCACAAGCCUAAGCUUAGUGCCAACCAGGCUACAGGUCUCCUUGGUGAGAUCGCAGCCAAAGUCAAGAAAAUCGAUGCCGACGAUGAAGUUACUGGUGGAGAUGCAACUGCAGACGCAUCUGGGCCAGCUUCAUCAGAUGCUCCAAAGAUUGGUGCACCCAUCCCACCACCUCCUCCUCCGCCACCAGGGAAGCUUGGAUUCUCCAACAGCAUCCCUCCUCCCCCACCAAUGCCCGGUGCAAAGGGUGUUCCCCCUCCACCACCACCUCCACCUCCAGGUCAGCUCGGAUUUCCAGGUAAGAUUCCUCCCCCACCGCCUAUGCCAGGGCAAACAGAUGGCUCAGCGCCUCCUCCGCCUCCUCCGCCUCCCCCUCCCCCUAUGCCAGGAGCCAAAAGGCCAGGGUUUCUGCCGAAGAACAGCUUCACCUCGGCCCCAACCAUCAAUCUGCCAGGUGUGCGACCUAAGAAGAAGCUCAAGGCCUUGCAUUGGGAGAAGGUGGAUGCUCCCCAUUCGACAGUAUGGGCAUCGCAUGCGCCAACUUCAGAGGAGAAGGAGGAGAAAUACCGAGAACUCUCGAACAAAGGUGUCUUGGAAGAAGUUGAGAAGCUCUUCCUCGCAAAGGAGAUCAAGGCGAUCGGCAAGAAGGGUGGCAAGAAAGACGACAAGAAGCAGAUCAUCUCCCGCGACCUCAUGCACAACUUCCAGAUCAGCAUGGCCAAGUUCUCUACGUACUCAGCGGAUGAACUUGUGAACAUGAUCAUCCACUGCGACAAGAAGAUCCUGGAUGACCCUGUCGUGAUGGAGUUCCUACAGAAGAAUGACUUCUGUGAUAUCCCGGACAACACGUCCAAGCUCAUGGCUCCAUAUUCGAAAGACUGGACGGGUGCCAAUGCUGCCGAAAGCAAGCGCGAGCAAAACCCCGAGGAGCUCACCAGGGAAGAUCAGAUCUACCUUCUGACUGCCUACGAGCUCCAUCAUUAUUGGAAGAGCAGAAUGCGGGCUUUGGCACUCACGCGAACGUAUGAGACGGAGUAUGAUGAAAUUUCGGCGAAGCUUCUCGAGGUCUCGCGAGUGGCCGACAGUCUGAGAAGUUCGUCCAGUUUGAUCAGUGUGCUUGGUUUGAUCCUUGAUAUCGGUAACUUCAUGAACGACGCCAACAAGCAAGCCAAUGGCUUCAAACUCUCCACCCUUUCUAGACUUGGAAUGUUGAAGGAUGACAAGAACGAGUCUACCUUUGCAGACCUUGUUGAACGCAUUGUCCGAAACCAAUACCCAGGAUGGGAGACAUUCACCGAUGAGAUUGGCGGCGUCAUUGCAGCCAAAAAGAUCAAUGUCGAACAGCUCAUCGGCGACGCCAAGAAGUACAUCGACAAUAUCAAGAACGUUCAGAUGUCGCUCGACGCCGGUAAUCUGUCGGAUCCCAGCAAAUUCCAUCCCGAAGACAAGGUUGCCAUCGUCGUGCAGCGUAAUAUGAAGGAGGCAAGACGCAAGGCGGAGCAAUUGCAAGUGUUCCUCGAGGAUAUGCAGAAGUCAUAUGAUGAUAUCAUGGCUUUCUACGGAGAAGACCCACAGGACGACAGUGCCAGGCGCGAUUUCUUCGCUAAGCUGGCUCAAUUUGUCCUCGAGUGGAAGAAAUCCAAGGAGAAGAACAUCCAGAUGGAGGAGACACAUCGCCGCAACGAAGCCUCGAUGCGCCGCAAAGCAGGGGCAAGUCCUUUGUCUGUCGGCCUUGCUGCGGACUCAGAUGCGCCCAAAUCUCCGGCUUCAACGGGUGCCAUGGACGACCUGCUCCAGAAACUACGUGCUGCAAAGCCAGAAGCGCGAGACCAACGCGAUCGUCGACGACGUGCUCGCCUAAAGGACCGUCAUCAAGUUCGCGUCGCGUCCGGGCAACAGAUUCCCGAGCUCGAAGUCAACAUGGACAACGAAGAGGGCGCCAGCAACGACCCUACCAAGGGCAUGUUGAGCCCACAAUCGGAGACAGCAGAGAGCGACAUGUCGAAUUCAGUGACCAGCCCUACAGAGGCACCCGAUGUGGCCGACCGUGCAGCGGCUAUGCUCGAAGGCUUGCAGGGUGGGCUGAACAAGGAUGGAUCGUUGUCUGUACGACGCAGACGAGAAUCCGCAGAUUCCGAGAGGGAAAGGCGAAGACGACGCCGACAGCAAGCAACCAGUCAGCGCACAGAGGACGGAAGCAUCACAAGCCCAGGCACCAUUCCCGAGGAAGGCGAAGAAGGGUCGAAACGAACAAGCAUUGCCUCCGACGGCAACGAUGGCGCCACCACGGCAGGCGAGGGCGCCCCAGCUACCAUCGUCAGCCCCCCGAGUCCAGAGCGUAAGCCCGCAGAAGAGGAUCUGCCGACGCCGCCACCUGAAUAG
Aaosphaeria arxii CBS 175.79 is the source of this 5226-nucleotide messenger RNA. RefSeq lists its product as uncharacterized. Lineage: Eukaryota; Fungi; Ascomycota; Dothideomycetes; Pleosporales. Bases 1 to 5226 code for a protein of 1741 amino acids. Gene Ontology annotation, molecular function: small GTPase binding; actin binding. Gene Ontology annotation, cellular component: mating projection tip; cell division site. The transcript is spliced from 2 exons. Gene Ontology annotation, biological process: mitotic actomyosin contractile ring assembly; actin filament bundle assembly; barbed-end actin filament capping. The record is from RefSeq and is a predicted model, not a curated record.